UCCGUGUUUCAUAUUAUUCUUUUGGACCUAUCUAUAUAAUAGACAAUUUUUCUUAGUUGAUGAUUUUCCUCCGAGGCUCCCCUCCCUAGCUCUCGGCCAAUCAAAACUUCUUCAUGUCUUGUCUGGUGUCACUACAAGAAAAUGUUUAGGAUCUAACUCUAGCUUAAUGGGUAGUUCGAGUUAGUCUCGUUUAUGCACCACAUAAUUAACUUCGUAAUCUCUAUUUAAUUCUUUAUUACAGCUACUUUAUUUGCUGGAGUUGGAGUUGGACUUGUGAUGAUUGUAAUCUGCUCCUGCCUCUUGAGAAAGUUCUCAUUCAAUAAAAUUAUUUAUUUUUGGAAGAAGGAAACUCUAAACCAUCAGGCUGUCGAAGCCUUUCUAAGAAACCAUGGACCUAUUGCUAUUAGAAGAUACAGUUAUUCAAAUAUCAAGAAAAUGACCAACUUCUUUAGAGAUAAAUUAGGCGAAGGGGGCUAUGGUGGUGUCUACAAGGGACAGUUACCAGAUGGCUGUCUCGUAGCAGUGAAGGUUCUGAAAGAAUCAAGAGGUAGUGGAGAGGAAUUCAUUAACGAGGUUGCAAGCAUUAGUAGGACCUCCCAUGUCAACAUUGUCUCUCUCAUGGGCUUUUGCUUUGAGGGUUCUAAAAGAGCUCUCAUCUAUGAGUUUAUGCCAAACAGAUCUCUCGAGAAGUUCAUAUAUAAAGAAAGUCCCUUGAAAGCUGAUCGACGAUUAGAAUGGAAAACAUUAUACAAGAUUGCACUUGGCAUUGCUCAAGGAUUAGAGUACUUACAUAAAGGUUGCAACACACGAAUCUUGCAUUUUGACAUAAAGCCUCACAAUAUUCUGUUGGAUGAGAACUUUUGCCCAAAGAUUUCUGAUUUUGGCCUUGCAAAAAUAUGCCCUAGAGAAAAGAGUAUCAUAUCAAUGUUGGGUGCGAGAGAGACUGUAGGAUACAUAGCUCUAGAAAUAUUUUGUAGAAAUUUUGGAGGGGUCUCUCACAAGUUAAAUGUUUAUAGCUACGGAAUGAUGAUUUUUGAAAUGGUUGGAGGAAGAAGGAAUAAAGAUGUCGAGAUUGAUGAUACUAGUGAAAUAUUUUUUCCGCAUUGGAUUUACAAGCGUCUUGAACAAGAUGAAGAUCUAGGGUUGCAUAGCCUUAUGAAUGAAGAGGAUCACAAAAGUGCAAGGAAGAUGAUAAUAGUAAGUUUGUGGUGCAUCCAGAUUGACCCUUCAAGCCGGCCAUCGAUGAGUAGAGUUGUUAAUAUGUUGGAAGGGAGUCUCGAAUCCUCGCAAGUACCACCCAAGCCUUACUUGUCUUCGCCAUCAAGAUCGCCAGAAGAUUAUUCAACAACAAUAAGCUCUCUAUAGUAUGAUUUUGUAAUGCCCUAAAAUGCAUCUUAAUUUCUUUAAAAGGAAACUUUAUUGUUGAGUAGUAACU
Alnus glutinosa is the source of this 1435-nucleotide messenger RNA. RefSeq names its product rust resistance kinase Lr10-like. Gene Ontology annotation, molecular function: ATP binding; protein kinase activity. Lineage: Eukaryota; Viridiplantae; Streptophyta; Magnoliopsida; Fagales; Betulaceae. The coding region runs from base 277 to 1365 and encodes 362 amino acids. The transcript has a single exon. Gene Ontology annotation, biological process: protein phosphorylation. The record is from RefSeq and is a predicted model, not a curated record.